AUGAACCACCGAACAUGAUCCUGUUGCUCAGGGACUGCGAGCAGCUCGGUUUCAGGCCCUCGCGUCUGCAAGCAUGACUGCGAGGCUUUAUAUAGCCGCGCAAGCCCUAUAUAAGCUGGAACUCAGGUCCGCUCAAGCAGGGGCGCUCACACAGAUCCUCUGGCCGGCAGACUUCUCACUCACACCUACUGAGGUGGGGUCCCCACAGAGACAGCCAGCUCAGCCCCAGGAUGCCGAGCAGAACCGUGCGCUAUGCCCGAUACAGCCCCCAGCAGCGGCGGCGGAGGCUGCUGGCUGACCGCAGCGUGCGGUUCCCCAACGAGGUUCUCUUCCUGGACCACAUCCGCCAGGGCGACCUGGAGCAGGUGGGGCGCUUUAUCCGGCUUCGGAAAGUGUCCUUGGAAACGAUCCACCCCUCAGGCCUGGCUGCUCUGCACGAAGCUGUGCUGUCCGGGAACCUGGAAUGUGUGAAGCUGUUAGUCAAGUAUGGCGCCGAUAUUCACCAGCGGGAUGAGACUGGCUGGACACCACUGCAUAUCGCUUGCAGUGAUGGGUACCCCGACAUAGCCAGGUACCUCAUCUCUUUGGGGGCAGACAGAGACGCAGCCAAUGAUGACGGCGACCUGCCUUCUGACCUUAUCGACCCGGACUUCAAGGACUUGGUGGAACUCUUCAAAGGAACCAGCAUGGACUGAGCCAGCCCUGCACGCUGGGGCUUGCGCCUCCUGGAGAAGUGGCAUGCACCUUCCCCCGGGGCCAGGGAGUCGGCCAGGCCAGUUAGGACUUG
This is a messenger RNA of Meriones unguiculatus (Mongolian gerbil), 787 nucleotides long. It is a transcript of the gene Ppp1r27, whose product is annotated as protein phosphatase 1 regulatory subunit 27. The coding region runs from base 231 to 695 and encodes 154 amino acids. Lineage: Eukaryota; Metazoa; Chordata; Mammalia; Rodentia; Muridae. The record is from RefSeq and is a predicted model, not a curated record. Gene Ontology annotation, molecular function: phosphatase binding. The transcript has 3 exons.